GUGAUCAUCCCAAUGCUGAGAUUGUUUCACACUCCACUGGAGCCUCUCAAAAUAACGUUAAGGGAGAUUGUUUCCUUCUUGAAGAAAAAAAUGCAGGCUGAUUUGUUCUUCUCAUCUCGCCGCUCACCAGUCAUCUGCUUGAAUGGCUGCGUUGCCUCCAGUCAGCCUUUAGCAUCCAUCAUUGGACUAGAAAUUCUGAAAAGUGGUGGAAAUGCUGCUGAUGCUGCGGUAGCUGUGGCUGCAACCCUGAAUGUAACAGAGCCUACAAGCACAGGCCUUGGAGGAGAUGCUUUUUGUCUCUUUUAUGAUGCUGCCACCAAACAAGUGCGAGGACUUAAUGGGAGUGGAAAGAGUCCUAAAGCUCAGACUCUGGACCUGAUGGAGGGGCGUGGAUUCAGUCAGAAUAACCGUCCACCUAACUUCCAUGCCCUCAAUGUCACAGUGCCUGGGGCUGCAGCAUGCUGGUGUGACACAGUGACCUUGUUUGGAAGCAAAAAGCUGUCUUUAGCUGACCUGCUUCAACCAGCUAUAGAUCUGGCUCAGAACGGUUUCCCAGUGGCUGAGAUUACAGCACACAUGUGGGCUAAGGAUACCGAAUCCCUGAGGGCUGCUGGGAGAGAACUGGGAGAAGAUUUACUCAUUAACAAUCAGCCACCUAUACAUGGCCAGGUCAUGACCAAUCCCAACCUCGCACGCACGUUCCAGGAACUUGCGCUGCAUGGGAGAAUGGGGUUCUAUGGGGGCAGAAUUGCCCAGGCUGUGGUUGACGUUGUGCGAGAACACGGUGGUGUGAUGAGCUUGGAUGACCUCAAGAACCAUGUCACCACAGAGAUCACGCCGAUAUACGCCGAUUACAAAACGGUACGAGUGUGGGAGGUCCCACCCAACAGUCAAGGGAUGGCAGCUCUUAUUGCGCUUAAUAUCCUUGAGAAUGUUCCUAUCCAAGACCUGGGUCACAACAGUGCCAACUACCUGCACAUCCUGGUCGAGUCGCUGAAAUUGAGCAUGACUGAUACAAUGCACUUCAGCACAGACCCAGACAAAUUGAAUGUGCCUGUGGAGGGGCUUCUUUCCAAAGAUUAUGCUCUCCAGCGUGUCCAGUUCAUCCAAAAGGACAAAGCCAUGAGUAUGUGUGAGCCCGGGAUUCCCACAGGAAGUGACACAGUGUACUUCACGGUGGUGGACAGAGAGGGAAACGCCUGCUCCUUUGUGAACAGCAACUACAUGGGCUUUGGCACUGGGCUUGUCCCACGAAACUGUGGCUUUUCCCUCCAAAACAGAGGUGCUAAUUUCUCUCUGGAUGCCACUCAUGUGAACUGCAUAGGCCCAGAGAAGAGGCCAUACCACACUAUAAUCCCUGCCAUGCUCACAGAUCCCGUGUCAGGGCGCCUCCUCUGCUCCUUUGGGGUGAUGGGGGGCUUCAUGCAGCCUCAGGGUCACGUGCAGGUAUUGCUCAAUAUGUUAGAGUUUGGCAUGAAUCCUCAGUGUGCACUUGAUGCCCCACGUGCCUUUGUGCAGUAUGAUCAGGCAGAAGAGCUGUGGAGGGUCCACCUGGAGGCAGGUAUAGACCGAGGUGUGGCUGAUGAGCUCAGACAACGGGGCCAUGUGGUGAACUGGCCAGUAGAAGGGCAUGAACGGGACCGGUUUGGACGUGGGCAAAUUAUCAGCAUUGGAAAAUGGUGGUGGGAUUUAAUGGAAGAAAAACCAGAAGGAGAAGAGAGGAUACUGUGGGCUGGAUCCGAUCCCAGGGCAGAUGGAUGUGCUGUGGGAUAUUAGCUAAAAAAUUGAAGCGAAAAUCCUGGGAUUAGUGGAUAACUCAAAAAUGUAAGGAAAAUGAGAACCUAAAGAGUACCUAUAAUCUGAUGAAUAGUAAAGUGUCUUUAAGACAAUGCAGUGGUCCAUUUGCUUUAACUUAUUUUUUAUUAGACAAUGCUGAAAAGCUUUAUGUGUUUUAUUUCCUGUUUGCAAAAUUUGUAGCAAUGAAUAAAAGUAUGAACAGGAGAUGUAUGGCAGUCUGGAGAAAAACUGUCAAAAUGUCUCUGAAUUCCAGUAAACAUACUGGCCUUUAACACACGUUUAAGAAACCAUGAAUAUAUUUCACCAAAGCAAUGUGGAAAGGGUUUUUUUUGUUGUACUUUUCACUCAUCCCAGGAUUCCUGCAAAGAUUAUCCAACCAAACAAAGCUGUAAAAACAGCCAUCUCCUUACAAAAUAAAUGCCAGCUUGUGGUCAUGUUGUAUAGCUACUAUAUUUGCCCACAGCAAAAUGGACAUAAGCCUAAUCAUUAUAUUUAUUUAAUCAGAGAGAGGCUGUCCAAAUUGUCUGUGAAGAUUACAUAUUCAGUAACUACAAUAAAGAGAAUACAGUGUGUUUAUGGGGUUAAAUAUUCAGCUCAUUCUGGGAUAAAUACAGCUGUAAAGUACAGCUUUACAUCAACACUGUGCCAGUGUACUGCUUGUUCUGAAGAUCUGUUUUGGGAUAAUCUGCAGUUCAGCAGCGAGAUUACUCAAAACACAAUAAGCUUAACAUACACACAUGACCAAGACUCACAAGCUUAACACACACUCUUCCUCAUGCUUUCUGAAAAUAUAAAAGCAGUUAUGUAUGCCAAAUGCAGGCACAGUCAUGAUCAUAAAGAAUAAAUCAUUAUGUGUAAUCAAAAGUACAGUACUGAUUAAUAGUCAUGAGAGAUAGGUGAGGAAUGAGAGUAGUAGAAAUGAAGGUGACAGUGAUGUAGAUGUGAAUUACAGUAACCUUAGCGGUUCAGUUAAUAAAUAUCACUGAUAGUAAUUUCCAUUAUUUUAUUUUAAGCAUUUCUG
Hemibagrus wyckioides is the source of this 2818-nucleotide messenger RNA. RefSeq names its product glutathione hydrolase-like YwrD proenzyme. NCBI's taxonomy places the organism in Eukaryota, Metazoa, Chordata, Actinopteri, Siluriformes, Bagridae. The record is from RefSeq and is a predicted model, not a curated record. Gene Ontology annotation, molecular function: glutathione gamma-glutamate hydrolase. Gene Ontology annotation, biological process: glutathione catabolic process. The transcript has 12 exons. The coding region runs from base 13 to 1776 and encodes 587 amino acids.